AUGGAUAGAGAAGUUCACAAUCAUGAGAGGGAUGAUGGAAACAAUGCCAUUCCUGAGAGAAGGGUUCUUGGUUCAUACAUAAACCCAACCUCUGGAAAUUGUGGUAGUAGCAUUCAGAAACCACCCAUUCAGGCCAACAAUUUUGAACUCAAACCACAGCUAAUAUCAUUGGUGGAGGAUCAUUGUUCAUUUGGUGGGAGUGCUAAUGAAGACCCAAACCAACAUCUCACAAAAUUCCUGAGAAUUUGUGACACAGUGAAGUCCAAUGGAGUCCAGGAAGAUGCCUACAAACUGCUCUUGUUCCCAUUUUCACUUAGGGACAAGGCAGCUAAGUGGCUGGAAUCAUUCCCAAGGGGGAGCUUAACAACCUGGGAUGAGGUGGAAAGCAAGUUUCUGGCACGUUUCUACCCUCCACAAAAGAUCCUAUUCAAGCCUAAGAGUUUUCUUUUUGAUGAUAGUGACGAUAUUGAUGAUAGUGACGAUAUCGACCGUAACCUUGAUACGGAGCUGGAGCUUCUAACUAUGAUGAAUGCGCUAACUAUGGAUAUGAUGCCGGAAAUAGACCGAUUUUAUAUCACCCUUCAAUUCGAAUUAGCAAAAGCAAUGUCUCCUUGCAUAAUAUGGAUUCCAAACAUUCAUGAUCUGGAUGUGAAUGAGUCGAAUUACUUAUCCCUCGGUCUAUUAGUGAACUAUCUCUCCAGGGAUUGUGAAAGAUGUUCCACUAGAAAUAUUCUUGUUAUUGCUUCGACUCAUAUUCCCCAAAAAGUGGAUCCCGCUCUAAUAGCUCCGAAUAAAUUAAAUACAUGCAUUAAGAUACGAAGGCUUCUUAUUCCACAACAACGAAAGCACUUUUUCACUCUUUCAUAUACUAGGGGAUUUCACUUGGAAAAGAGAAUGUUCCAUACUAAUGGACUCGGGUGCAUAACCAUAACUAUGGGUUCCAAUGUACGAGAUCUUGUAGCACUUACCAAUGAGGCCCUAUCGAUUAGUAUUAUACAAAAGAAAUCCAUUAUAGACACUAAUAUAAUUAGAUCUGCUCUUCAUAGACAAACUUGGGAUUUGCGAUCCCAGGUAAGAUCGGUUCAGGAUCAUGCGAUCCUUUUCUAUCAGAUAGGAAGGGCUAUUUCAAAAAAUGUACUUCUAAGUAAUUGCUCCAUAGAUCCUAUAUCUAUCUAUAUGAAGAAGAAAUCUUGUAACGAGGGGGAUUCUUAUUUGUACAAAUGGUACUUCGAACUUGGA
Messenger RNA from Arachis duranensis, 1239 nucleotides. RefSeq names its product protein Ycf2-like. The annotation marks the transcript as partial. The transcript has 2 exons. The record is from RefSeq and is a predicted model, not a curated record. Lineage: Eukaryota; Viridiplantae; Streptophyta; Magnoliopsida; Fabales; Fabaceae. Gene Ontology annotation, molecular function: ATP binding; ATP hydrolysis activity.